AUGGCCGACUCGGAAGUUGGCGGGGCUUUUAUCCCUGCCUUGUACAAACCAGCAGCGCUUCUUCCUAUUGCCAAGCACCGCGAGUCUCUCCUAUACCUAGUUGAAACGAACCCGGUUACCAUCGUCGUUGGCCAAACAGGAUCUGGCAAAAGUACACAGAUCCCUCAGUUUCUUGAGAAAGCAGGUUGGUGUGCUGAUGGGAAAUUGAUUGCUGUUACACAGCCUCGCCGUGUCGCUGCGGUCACGUUGGCCAUCAGGGUGGCCGAAGAAUUUGGCUGUGAAGUCGGAAAGGAAGUCGGCUACUCGAUUCGGUUUGAAGAUGCCACGUCUGAGAGCACCAGGAUCAAGUAUAUGACAGAUGGGCUCUUGAUCCGGGAAGCCCUUGUUGAUCCUUUGCUGUCGCGGUAUUCUGUUAUCAUGAUCGAUGAGGCCCAUGAGCGGUCCAUCAGCUCCGACAUCCUUCUGGGCCUUCUCAAGAAAAUCCGCAGGAAGCGCCCGGAUCUUAGGAUCAUUAUCAGCAGCGCGACACUUCAAGCUGAAGACUACCGGGCGUACUUUGAGAAGGCCUCCGAAACUCAGGAGGAAGACAGCUCCAACGACAAGCAAAAGGAGAGCAUUGCAUCCAUCAUCAGCAUAGAGGGCAGGACAUAUCCGAUCGAUAUCCUCUACCUCGACACUCCAACUGAAGACUACCUCGAAAAAGCGAUCUCGACCGUCUUUGACAUACACACCAACGAACCGAAGGGAGACAUUCUGGUCUUCCUCACAGGACGCGAUGAGAUCGAGCAGGCUGUUCAGGCUGUAUCCGAACGUUCUGCCAGCCUUCCCCCGGGCUCAGAAGCUCUCCUUCCCUUGCCCUUGUAUUCCGGUUUGUCUGCAGAGCAGCAAAUGUAUGUGUUCGAAGAAGCACCAGAAAAUACAAGAAAGGUGAUUUUUUCGACCAACCUCGCUGAGGCGUCCGUCACAAUCGAGGGGAUUGUGUAUGUAAUAGAUUCAGGCUUCGUGAAGCUACGGGCCUACAACCCCAAGACUGGUAUCGAGAGUCUCACGGCCACGCCCGUCUCGAAAGCGUCGGCAGCCCAGCGUGCAGGUCGUGCCGGUCGAACCAAGCCUGGGAAAUGUUUCCGGCUGUAUACUGAGGAGGCGUAUCAAUCACUGCCUGACGCCACUGUCCCUGAGAUUCAGCGCUCAAAUCUGGCACCCAUCAUCCUUCAGCUCAAGGCCUUGGGCAUAGAUAAUGUCCUCCGGUUCGAUUACUUUACGCCACCUCCGGCAGAACAAAUGACACGCGCCCUAGAGCUUCUGUACUCCCUGGGAGCACUGGAUGACUAUGCUAAGCUCACUCGACCCCUUGGGCUCAGGAUGGCAGAGCUGGCUGUUGAGCCAAUGAUGGCCAAGACGCUCCUUUCAGCGCAGUCCUUUGGAUGCCUAAGCGAAAUCCUCACGAUUGCAGCCAUGACAAGCUUGGAUGGCACCCUUUGGAUUCAACACGAGGGAGACAAGAAGAAGACGGAGAGCGUCAAGCGGAAGUUCGCCGCUGAGGAAGGCGAUCAUCUCACGCUACUCAAUGUCUACCAGGCCUUUGUGACUAAAGGUCGCAAAGAGGCACACUGGUGCCACGAGAACAUGCUCAAUUACAAGGCCAUGAUUCGCGCCGUUAGCAUUCGUGCUCAACUGAAGCGCUUUCUUGAGCGGUUUGGCAUCGACGUCGAGGAAUCGCUGUCCUCGCCCUCAGUAUCCCAACAACCAGCGAACAAGGCGGAGAAGAUCCAAAGGUGUCUGACAAUUGGCUACUUUGCGCACGCAGCCAAAAUGCAGCCUGAUGGGACAUUCCGCAACGUCUCCGGAACCACGGUGUUGCAUGCGCACCCCAGCUCUAUCAUGUUCAAUCGCAAGGCUGACUGGGUGAUCUUUCAUGAGGUGUUGGAGACGAAAGACAAGACGUUCAUCAGAGACAUUACACGCAUCAAGAAGGAGUGGUUGCUAGAAUAUGCCCCUGACUUUUACAAGACAACUUGA
This is a messenger RNA of Thermochaetoides thermophila DSM 1495, 2019 nucleotides long. RefSeq names its product ATP-dependent helicase-like protein. The record is from RefSeq and is a predicted model, not a curated record. Lineage: Eukaryota; Fungi; Ascomycota; Sordariomycetes; Sordariales; Chaetomiaceae. Gene Ontology annotation, cellular component: intracellular anatomical structure; catalytic step 2 spliceosome. The transcript is spliced from 2 exons. The coding region runs from base 1 to 2019 and encodes 672 amino acids. Gene Ontology annotation, molecular function: ATP binding; RNA binding.